UUUGCAACGAACUGUCGAAAUGAAGACCAUAAUUGACGUGUUUCACUAUAAUUAAGCCUUAAACAUCUGGUUUUCGAUUAUUCAUUUUUUCUUCUUCAUGAAAGUUACUCUUUAAAGUCACAUUUUAAGAAGAUUAAUUGUAGAAAUGGGCAGGGUUUAUGACUUUGUGGCUGUGGUAACUAGUGACGACCGAUGAGACCCCGCGUCCUUCCGUGUUUUUGUUAAGAUUAUAUGUUUGGGCCCGCCCCCUCCCUGCUUACUGCCGUGACCCUACACAUCUUCUGUAGGCUAAAGACUAUUUUCAGGCAGAGAUGGACUUCCCGGGUCACUUUGAGCACAUCUUCCAGCAGCUGAACCACCAGCGUGUCAGUGGUCAGCUCUGUGACUGUGUGAUUGUGGUGGGGGGCCAACAGUUCAGGGCCCACCGCUCUGUCCUGGCAGCCUGCAGUACACACUUCAGGGCCCUUCUGAAUGCAGUGGAGGGGGAUGGCGGAGGAGCCAGUGUGAUGGAGCUGGACCUAGAGGUGGUGACUCCUGAGGCUUUCGCCGCCCUGCUGGACAUGAUCUACACCUCCACUCUCACUCUGGGGGCCUCCAACGUAAUGGACGUGCUCCUGGCUGCCUCCCACCUGCACCUCAACACUGUGGUCAAGGCCUGCAAGCACCACCUCACCUCCCGCAGCUUCCCCACAUCGCCCCCGCGUGGUUGGAGGUCGCCAGUGCAGCAGCAGCGGUUCAGCCAUGCAGUGGACCAGCAGCACCUGAGGCAGUCUCCAUCCCAGGCAGAAGCCAUGGCUGGGGUCAACUCCAGGCAGCAGAGAUCUGUCCUGCUCCAGCAGCUGGGGCUCAGCCUGGUCACAUCGGCCCUGGAAGGUAGCCUCGACGUUGGCGAGACUGUGUUGAAUGCUAGCCAGGCUGGAGGCAGGGACGGAGGGGUUGGAGCGGGUGGAAGCAUGGAGCAACUGGCAGCUUUCUCUGGUCGGCGUCACCACAAACGCAAGAGCUCUUCUCCCCAAGUGUUUCAGGAGGAGAGGCUGAACAGCAAGCAGAGUGGGUGCAGGCUGUCUGAGGGGAAUCACAGGGAGGGCUGCCCAAGGGUGUCCAGGAGUAAUGGGGGGGAGGAGCUUCCCUCCCCUGACUCCCUAAAGACAGACGAGUGCCUCUGCCUGGAGAGGGAAGAUGCAGAGAAGCAGGAGGAGAAGUAUGAAGGGACUUUACAAGAAGAGGUACAGCUGCCUAGCCAAUCAGAUAGUAGCAUGGGAGGGACACGGGAGGAUGGGGGAGAGGAUCACACAGAGGGUUCUCUGGUGGAUGGAGGGAUUGUGUUUAAAGUGAAAGUGGGAGAAGAAGAGGAGGAUCAGAAGAUGGAUGUAGUUGUGAAGAGUGAGCAGGUGAACUCCUCCUAUCCAGACACACCAGGUGUGUCCAGUGAUCCUCCAUUCCCAUCCGAGGACACUGGUGAUCAUCAGGAUGAGCCAGCAAAUGAUGAGAAAGACAUACUCAGCCCGAAGGGAAAUGACCCAAGCUCAUCCAACCCCCAAUCUACCUCCAAUCCACAGAGAGCGACACACCCACUCCAAGACAACACGGAUGGAGGAGAUUGGUUGUCUGAUAAUGAGGGCCUAGACAGCAACCAAGACCUGGGCCUUUCCUGCAUUCUCAACCCCAGGAGUCAGCUUGAGGCGUUAGGAGAGGACAGUCUCCUUAACACCACCAUCAGUGAAGCUCAGGCAGAAAGCAAUGAGGCUGUUAGGUCACUUCAAAACUCAGAGGCAACAAACACCUCCUCUUCCUCUGCUUCCUCUUCCUCCCUUAUGUUCCCAGUAACCUCUGUCCCCUUCCAGCAGCUCCUCAGCAGUGAGGGGCACAGUUUCAGUGAUGGAUUCAUCCUCCAGCCCACCCAGAAUCAGGACGUUCUGGGGGGCUUCUUGAGGGGCGUCAGGCCAGAUGUAGGCACCUUGGGCAGCCUCAGUCUGAGCACGUCCCACUCCCGAUCAUUCAGGGCUGAGAUGACCGGAGUUGGGGGUAGCUUAGGGCCGCCAUCUUACCGUCGCAUCGCCCCAAAAGUGAACCCCAACUCUGAGGGCCAGAUAGACGGACCCCAGGAUGCUUCCUCCUCCUCCGGUCCAGCAGGGGGGGAUACUGCUCCUCGUCCUGCCCUCACCAGAGCAUCAGAGGAUGUCCUUUCAAAGUGUAAGAAGGCCCUGACGGAGCACAAUGUCCUGGUAGUGGAGGGGGCGAGGAAAUACGCCUGCCGGAUCUGCUGUAAGACCUUCCUGAACCUGACUGACUGUAAGAAACACAUCAGGGUCCACACAGGAGAGAAGCCCUACGCCUGCCUCAAGUGUGGCAAACGCUUCAGUCAGUCGUCCCAUUUGUACAAACAUUCUAAGACCACCUGUCUACGCUGGAAGAUCAGCCACCUGCCUGCCACGCUGCUCUGAGAGACAGGGAAAUCAGGUGGAAACGCUGUGAAACAUAGCCAGUGGUACCAGUCAGAAAGCUCAUUGACAUUUUCCAUUUCAAAAUGUUCUGCCACAUCAGGGUUAUGUUUGUCUGGUCAUUGCUUUAAAUCUUGUUAAGUAGACACUUUAAUAUUGGACACUCUUUAAUUUUGGACACUUUAAUAUCGAUGUGAAAACGAAUGUUGACUGUGUGUUAGUGAUUUUAGAAAGCACAUACAGUAUGUUGUAGAUUGUCUAGAAGACGACUACAUGAAAUGUGACGUGUUAUCAUCAUAGAACAGAGAGAAUGGAACUCUUUAAAAUAAUCUUUACAAUGCAUCACACACUAUUUCUCAGUAGGAUCAUUAUUGAAGAGUGAUCAAAAUGAAACUAAUUUGGAACCAAACUGAUCCCUGACUACUGUCUUCUGAUCUAUUCUAACUGUAUUCAUUAUUAAUUUACGCAUGGAUCUAGAAUUCUUCUUAUGGGGGAAAUAAUAUGUUCACACAUUUCUACAUUGAACAUAAAGCUUUAUUCAACAAAGCCAGAAUGACAGACCGUGUUAGAGGGAGGGAAAAAUCAGGAGUGAUCAGCUGGUUUGAAACAAUGAUUACAGAUGGAUAAUUUUACCAUAGAAUUUGAAACAAAUUAAUUAGAGAGUGUUUCUUAGAAUUAUGCACAACUAGACAACUGAGAUCCAUAUCUCAAUAUGUUAACAAACACAACUGGAAUGAGAACAAGAGAAAACAUUACCAUUACAACUACUAUUUUACUAUUUUAGUCAAGUGUUUUGUACAAUUGAACAAAGUGUUUCAUAAGAACAAGAAGGCCACUGUAAUUAAUUAAGUGUGUGCAGAGACAUUGUAGUGCUUUUCUACGUCUUUAAAAAGGAAGCCAUGGCUGACCCUUAGGAGUACUGUUAGUGUACUAAGGCAUGUUCUCAAAACGCUAAUACUAUACACUUCCUCUUUCAAGUCACAUUUUAUAAGUUAGUUAUUUCUUAUAAACACUAAGAGCAAGAGGCAGAAGUUUACCUUCAUGUUAGGAGAGCAUGUUAAAGGAAAGAUUAACCCAUUUUGAAUGUUAUAUAGUUUUUGUGCAUCUAUUUGCCAUUCAAGCAGUCAUAAAUACAGCCGGUAGGAUGAAUUUUGCAUCAUAUACAAAACCCGUCAUACCGGCUGUAUUCUAUGAUGCAAAACCCGCCAUACCGGCUGUAUUCUAUGAU
Molecule: messenger RNA, 3669 nt
Organism: Coregonus clupeaformis (lake whitefish)
Lineage: Eukaryota; Metazoa; Chordata; Actinopteri; Salmoniformes; Salmonidae
Product: zinc finger and BTB domain-containing protein 5
Exons: 2
Coding region: 312-2444 (710 amino acids)
Biological process (GO): regulation of transcription by RNA polymerase II
Cellular component (GO): nucleus
Molecular function (GO): RNA polymerase II cis-regulatory region sequence-specific DNA binding; protein binding; DNA-binding transcription factor activity, RNA polymerase II-specific
Source: RefSeq, a predicted model, not a curated record